Pseudozyma hubeiensis SY62 is the source of this 1749-nucleotide messenger RNA. RefSeq lists its product as hypothetical. NCBI's taxonomy places the organism in Eukaryota, Fungi, Basidiomycota, Ustilaginomycetes, Ustilaginales, Ustilaginaceae. The coding region runs from base 1 to 1749 and encodes 582 amino acids. The transcript has 2 exons. Gene Ontology annotation, molecular function: protein serine/threonine phosphatase activity. Gene Ontology annotation, cellular component: nucleus; cytoplasm. The record is from RefSeq and is a predicted model, not a curated record.
AUGGCACCCAAGGCUAAGAAGUCGUCCCAGGACAACAUCAACACCAAGCUCCAGCUUGUGAUCAAGUCUGGUAAGGUCGCCCUCGGCCUUAAGAGCGCUCUCAAGAACAUGCGCUCUGGCAAGGCCAAGCUGGUGCUCAUCUCUGCCAACACGCCUCCUCUGCGCAAGUCCGAGAUCGAGUACUACGCCAUGCUUUCCAAGACUGCCGUUCACCACUACCAGGGCACCAACGUCGCCCUCGGUACUGCUGCCGCAAUCAUGUUCAAGUCCUUUGGCAAGAUAAUGGGCGGCUCGUCCCGGAAGGGCAAAUCCAAGCUUCAAGAUGGCGAUGACAGCGUCGAGGCAUCCAACGGCGUCUCUGGCUCCGACUCUUCCAACCUCCUUCGCGCUAGAAGCAAAGACUCGCUCGCCGUCUCGGAAAACGGCUCGGGCAACUACAACAACAACGGCUCCUCUGCCCCCGCCAAGAUCGAAAAGCGCGGAGGCGUUAGCAGACACGAAUCGCCUUUACCCUCUCCAUCACCCUCGGCGCGCAACGUGCUCGAGGGGCAAGACGAGAGCAGCGAAGUAGGCAGUCCUGCCGCUUCCAGAUCAGCACCCACUUCCGACGUCGGCGGCCCCUUGUCAGCAAACGACGCCGCGUCUCAAGGCACAUCCGCUCCCACCUCCAACACCAUCCUCUCGAAUCCUCUCGCACAAAGCGGCGCAGCAGGCUUCCCCGGUUCCGCAGGCAAGAACGCCCAGACGGCAGGCACUGGCGACCAGGUCCGCACAUUCGACAUUGACGACAUGAUUUCGCGUCUGCUCGAAGCCGGCUACUCGGGCAAGAUCCCCAAACCAGCGCUGAAAAACGCCGAGAUCACCGCCGUCUGCCAAGCGGCGCGCGAGAUUUUCCUCUCGCAACCCACGCUCAUCGAGCUCAGCCCACCGGUAAAGAUUGUCGGCGAUACCCACGGCCAGUACCACGACCUGCUGCGGCUGUUCGAGAUGUGCGGCUUCCCGCCGUCGGCCAACUACCUCUUCUUGGGCGACUACGUCGAUCGCGGCAAGCAGUCGCUCGAGACCAUCCUGCUGCUGUUGUGCUACAAGAUCAAGUACCCGGAAAACUUUUUCCUGCUGCGCGGCAACCACGAGUGCGCGAACGUCACGCGCGUCUACGGCUUCUACGACGAGUGCAAGCGUCGCGUCAACAUCAAGAUCUGGAAGACGUUUAUCGACGUGUUCAACACGCUGCCUAUUGCGGCGGUGGUGGCGUCCAAGAUCUUUUGCGUUCACGGUGGUCUUUCGCCCUCGCUUUCGAACAUGGAUGACAUUCGACGCAUCGAGCGACCUACGGAUGUGCCGGACUACGGGCUGCUCAAUGACCUGCUCUGGUCCGAUCCCUCCGAUACGGCGCUCGAUUGGGAGGACAACGAACGCGGUGUAUCCUACUGCUUCGGCAAAGCCGUCAUACAGCAGUUCCUGGCGCAGUACGACUUCGACCUCAUCUGCCGAGCGCACAUGGUCGUCGAGGACGGCUACGAGUUUUGGAACGAGCGCACGCUCGUGACGAUCUUCUCGGCGCCGAACUACUGCGGAGAGUUUGACAAUUUCGGGGCGGUGAUGAGUGUGAGCGAGGAUCUGCUGUGUGCGUUCGAGCUGCUGAAGCCGCUGGAUGGAGCGGCGUUGAAGAAGGAGAUGGCGAAGAAUAAGAGGAGGAGCAUAGCGCAGGGGCAGAGUCCUGGUGCGAGAGGGCAGGGGUCGUUUUGA